GAGCCUGCAGCGCUGCUCCAGACCACACGAUUGCGCUGUUGUAUCACAGACGGCCGCUGUAGGUGAAAGACGCAGUUAGCUUUAGCUCUGCAGGCUAACUGCAACUUGAACUGCACUGAGUUUGUGCACUGCUCACUGUGGACCUGCCUGGUAAACCUCAUGCACGCACACACUCUGUGCAAAAGGCUGUUUUAAAGAAGUUUGAGUGCAUGACAGACGCGGACCAGGCGCGGAACAGCGGUGCAAAAGAAGCAGCGCGGCUGCGAACCCUCACCCAGUGCCCUCUGCCUCAGCCCCGUGCGUCCCGCCUCACACAGCGCUCAUGUGGCCCCUGGUAACACGGUCUGCGGUCAACACAGUCAGGUGCUGUGCGCUCAGAGCCAUGUCCUCCUACAGCUCCCUGCUCCUCAGCCGCCCCUCUCCUACUGUCACCCAUGUGGAGCUCAACCGGCCCGACAAACGUAACGCCAUGAAUCGCGCUUUCUGGAGUGAGAUGGUGAGCUGCUUCACUGAGAUCUCUGAUGACCCUGAGUGCAGAGUGGUUCUGGUGUCUGGAGCAGGCAAAAUCUUCACAGCCGGCAUAGACUUGAUGGAUAUGGCCAGUGAUGUGCUUCAGCCAGAAGGUGAUGACACUGCCCGAAUCUCCUGGAACAUUCGCAAAAUCAUCUCCAAAUACCAGGAGACCUUCUCAGUCAUAGAGAAGUGUCCUAAACCAGUGAUUGUAGCUGUGCAUGGAGCCUGUGUGGGAGGAGGUGUGGACCUGAUCACAGCCUGUGACAUCCGUCUGUGCACUCAGGAUGCAUGGUUCCAGGUGAAGGAGGUGGACAUUGGACUGGCAGCAGACGUGGGCACUCUCCAGCGACUCCCUAAAGUCAUCGGCAGCCGUAGUUUGGUGAAUGAGCUGGCUCUCACUGCCCGGAAGAUGUACGCAGACGAGGCCCGUGACUGUGGACUGGUUAGCCGCUUGUUUGUGAACAAAGAGGCCAUGAUGGCAGCUGCUCUGGAGAUGGCGGGGCAGAUCGCAGCGCGUAGUCCUGUGGCCGUUCAGGGCACCAAAGUCAACCUGGUGUACUCCCGAGACCACAGUGUCCAGGAAGGUCUCAACUAUAUGACUGCAUGGAACAUGAGCAUGCUGCAGACUCAGGAUGUGAUGAAGUCUGCCCAGGCCUCCAUGGAGAAGAAGGGCCCUGAGAGCAUCACCUUCUCCAAGCUUUGACCUGACCUCAGAUCUCACCACACUCACUGUGCCUUCACUCAUCUGUGCUUAUUUAAUGAUUCAUCCCAUCAUUUUUGUAUUAACGUCAUCAAUAAAAUGUCACAUUAAAUUGUCA
Molecule: messenger RNA, 1331 nt
Organism: Periophthalmus magnuspinnatus
Lineage: Eukaryota; Metazoa; Chordata; Actinopteri; Gobiiformes; Gobiidae
Gene: ech1
Product: enoyl CoA hydratase 1, peroxisomal
Exons: 10
Coding region: 323-1216 (297 amino acids)
Cellular component (GO): mitochondrion
Molecular function (GO): delta(3,5)-delta(2,4)-dienoyl-CoA isomerase activity
Source: RefSeq, a predicted model, not a curated record